AGGAGGAAUAAAAAUGAGUGGUCACAUGGGAGGGGCUCUCAGAAAUAUAUAUAUCCUCGACUUUUGUCUUAUGAUCAGUCUGCCUGCCUUCCAUCAUUUACCAGCGUCGACAUGAGAGCUUUUGUAUUGCUGUGUCUGUUGCUUCCGGCAAUGGGUCAAUAUGAGGAGAUGUGGGACGAUAAAGAUUAUCUCUGGGACCCCCCUGGCUUCACCACCACAAAACCAAAGCACAAAGCGUGUCUUUAUGAGAAGGAGUCGUGUGGCUGCUGUCUGAUGAAGAAACAGAUAUACAGGAUGGAGGCAUUCUUUAACCUCACCCAGAGGGAGCUGAAGAAGGACCUGAUGCUGACAAAGCUGUACAUUGAAGAUAUGAGAGCCAGCCGCAGCGCCUUCUCUUUUGCUCUCGACAAGAAUGCCAGUACAGAAUGCCUUGGCCCCUUCAGGGAAGACACUGGCAUUGUCUUCAAACAUGAAUUCCUCAACCUGGGCAACAACUACGAUCCGAUGACCGGCAUCUUCAUCGCACCCCGCGCCGGCGUCUACAGCUUCUCCUACACUAUCAGUUCUGACAUGACCAGGUCAGCGUGCGCCCAUCUAGAGGUUAACGGCCAGAUUGUGUCUGAGAUUCAUGGACAGGACGGCCAGGACAGCGUAGACAGUGACAGCGUUGUCAUGGCCAUUAAGCUGAAGGCUGGAGACCGGGUGGAUGUCAUCCUGCCCAGAGGAUGUAAUAUCUGCAGUGAGAAAAAGCAUUCUAACACUUUCACUGGCUUCCUGCUGUAUGCUACUGAAUAAGUUAGCGAAUGUUAGCCGUUGGGCUUUGCACCAGUCCCCAUGCUGACAGUUUUUAAGUCAGUUAGAUGAAAUCUUGCUGUGGUAUCAUUCGUAAUCUUGAUCAGCUCUUUCAUACUCAUCACCCAACACAAUUCUGCCAAACUUGUUUUGUUUGUUUGUUUUUAUUCCAUUAUGGUUCUCUUUUCUUCCUGAGUAAAUGUCCCGUCAAACCUGUUGUAUUUUCAUUCCACGCUGUUGCAGUAUGUUCUUCUUCUUAGAGCUGUUGAUCUUGAAAUUAAAUGAUGUCAUUUUUGUUAGAAAUGUACCAGAAACUUG
This is a messenger RNA of Acanthopagrus latus (yellowfin seabream), 1110 nucleotides long. Its product is annotated as complement C1q tumor necrosis factor-related protein 3-like. Gene Ontology annotation, molecular function: protein binding. The transcript is spliced from 4 exons. Bases 112 to 795 code for a protein of 227 amino acids. The record is from RefSeq and is a predicted model, not a curated record. NCBI's taxonomy places the organism in Eukaryota, Metazoa, Chordata, Actinopteri, Spariformes, Sparidae.